Messenger RNA from Hydatigera taeniaeformis, 1365 nucleotides. NCBI's taxonomy places the organism in Eukaryota, Metazoa, Platyhelminthes, Cestoda, Cyclophyllidea, Taeniidae. The record is from the annotation of a GenBank genome assembly.
AUGAAACCCGGUGAUCAAGCGCCCGAAUUCUUUGGCACAGCCGUAGUCGGGAAUGAGAUGAAGACGAUCCACAUUAACGACUACAAGGGGAAAUACUGCAUUCUUUUCUUCUACCCUCAGGACUUCACUUUCGUGUGCCCAACCGAGAUCCUCGCAUUCAACGAUCGCUUGGAUGACUUUAGGAAGAUUGGCUGCGAGGUAGUUGCCUGCUCCACAGAUUCGCAGUAUUCACAUCUUGCAUGGUGCAACAUGGAACGGGCAAAGGGAGGUUUGGGUAAGCUCAACCUACCCCUCCUUGCCGACACUAACAUGGAGAUCGCACACAGUUACGGUGUGCUUGAUAGAAGGGCGGGUACCGCUUUCAGGGGUCUCUUCAUCAUAAGUCCUGAUAAGAAAAUACGUAGCAUUCAAAUUAACGACAACCAAGUUGGCAGAUCUGUGGACGAGGCUCUGCGGUUAGUAAAGGCAUUUCAGUUUACCGACAAAUAUGGAGAGGUCUGUCCCGCUAACUGGCACCCCGGGGAGAAGGGCAUCAAGGUAAGACCAGAAGAGAUAAAUGUAACCAGACCAUUUGGGGAUUCGCGAUUGCAGAAGUUGGUAGAGCAAGGAGGGCUGCCGGAGUCAAGAGAUGUGGGCACUCUACCCCUUUGUUGUAUCGACCGCUUUUCCGGCCUCGGUGGGCUAAGGCUAGGAAACCAAUCGAAAUACAGCAGGCGCUUCGCUAUAUUUGGCGAUAGAGGGCUUAGUGUUAAUAGUCGUUGUUUGUGUACGAUGGCUGGUGUUGUCGCCGCUGUUGGUAAGCCUGCACCGGGUUUUACGUGCAGAGCUCUUGUCGACGGUGAACUCAAGGACGUGACCUUAUCGGACUAUAGAGGGAAAUAUGUGAUUCUCUUCUUCUACCCAAUGGAUUUUACAUUCGUCUGCCCUACUGAGAUAAUCGCUUUUAAUGAUCGCGCUGGUGAAUUCCAUCAGCGUGGAUGCCAACUCCUCGCGUGCUCAACGGAUUCGGCCUACUGUCACUUGGCUUGGAAUAAUGUGACUCGGAAGGAGGGUGGCGUUCAAGGCAUGAAGAUUCCGAUGCUCGCCGAUACCAAUCACAGAAUCUCACGCGAUUACGGCGUACUGAUCGAGGAGCAAGGUGUUGCCCUCCGUGGCCUUUUUAUCAUUGACGACAAGGGAAUUCUGCGCCAGAUCACUAUCAACGACUUGCCUGUUGGCCGCUCAGUGGAUGAAGCUCUGCGCCUCCUAGACGCCUUCCAGUUUACGGACAAGCACGGUGAGGUGUGUCCCGCCAACUGGCACCCUGGAUCGAAAGCUUUCAAGCCUAAUGCGGGUGACUUGAAAGCAUUCAUGAGCUCAAGAUAG